This is a messenger RNA of Chelonia mydas (Green sea turtle), 1119 nucleotides long. RefSeq names its product chloride intracellular channel 1 (gene CLIC1). The record is from RefSeq and is a predicted model, not a curated record. Lineage: Eukaryota; Metazoa; Chordata; Testudines; Cheloniidae. The transcript has 6 exons. Bases 231 to 956 code for a protein of 241 amino acids.
ACUCACUCUCUUCCUGGGUGGGGCUGGCGGAGGAGGACCCGUCGCUCCGGAUCAGCUCCGUGUUGCGCUGAGAGUUGCCCGCAAGACUCCGAAGUGGGGCGAUUCGCGCCCCCCGGCCCGGACCCGGCUUUUCCCGCCCCUUGGGGGAGCCUUGAAACGCACCCGAGCCGCGGAGCGGGGGGGAUUUGUCCGUUUCUAACCCCCCCACCCCCCGGAGCCAGCCCCGGGCCAUGGCUGAGGAGCAGACGCAGGUGGAGCUGUUUGUCAAGGCCGGCAGCGAUGGGGCCAAGAUCGGGAACUGCCCCUUCUCCCAGCGGCUCUUCAUGGUGCUUUGGCUCAAAGGCGUCACCUUCAACGUCACCACGGUGGACACAAAAAGGAGGACUGACACCGUUCAGAAGCUUUGCCCGGGCGGGCAGCUCCCCUUCCUGAUGUACGGGACCGAGGUCCGUACCGACACCAACAAGAUCGAGGAGUUCCUGGAGGAGGUGCUGUGCCCCCCCAAGUACCCCAGGUUGGCCGCCCGUAACCCCGAGUCCAACACGGCCGGGCUCGACAUCUUCGCCAAGUUCUCCGCCUACAUCAAGAACUCGAACCCGGCGCAGGACCCCGCCCUGGAGAAGGGGCUGCUGAAGGCGCUUAAGGUGCUGGACAAUUACCUGAUGGCGCCGCUGCCGGACGAGGUGGACGAGACGAGCGCCGAGGACGAGACCCGCUCGAGCCGCAAGUUCCUGGACGGGGACGAGCUGACGCUGGCCGACUGCAACCUGCUGCCCAAGCUGCACGUCGUCCAGGUGGUGUGUAAGAAGUAUCGGGGAUUCACCAUCCCGGAGGCGCUGCAGGGCAUCCACCGGUACCUGCGACAUGCCUACGCCCGCGAGGAGUUCGCCAGCACCUGCCCCGACGCCGAGGAGAUCGAACUGGCCUACGAGACGGUGGCCAAAACCCUGAAAUAGCCCCGGGGACCUGGCGGGGCCCCACCCCAGCAUGGGGGCUGCCAAGCCCGGAGGACGGGGAGGGGCUGAUUUCGGGGGGAGGGGGGGUCUGUAUUCGGUUCGGGUGGGGGCAGGGGGAGGGAUUCACGCUGAAAUAUGAAACCCAUUAAAUAAACUUUUAAAA